UUGAAGUUGGAAUUACUGAUUGUAAAAGGUGAAAUUUCAAAGAUGAUGAAAUUGGCAUUCGCUGAUAUAUCAAAAGAACCCAGUCGGAAUAAUUCUACUUGCAUAUCAACUCAAUUAAGUAGCCCACUUGUUCUCAGUGGUCUCAUCCUAACAUUGAUCGGUGUAAUCCUUGGAAUUAUAAUAAUAUUCAUUAGAAAACUACACUCGACAACUAGACUGAACAUUAUCUUCAUGGUUAUAACCAUGAUAAUUUUGUUUGUUGGUAUUGCGUUACUAAUGUCACCUGCACGAUGGUAUGAAAUAACUAUUUAUGUACCUUUGGCUAGCAUAUUCUGCGUCUUAGCCUAUUUUUUGGGCGUAAAUCUACAACUUUCGAAAAAAAAGUGGAAAAUAAUCUUGUUCGCGAUCUGUUGUGUAUCAUUAGUAGCUGGAUUCAUUCUUUGCGUUUUAGGGUCGACACUGAAUAAGCAUGCUUUACAAGGUUUAGCCUGGAUUUGUUGUUGCUGCAUAAUGUUUAUUGUGAGUCUGUUCACAGCAUACUAUCUGAAUGUGCAGAACAAACAAGGAGACUGCUCUAUAUCAUACAUAUUUUUCGUAUGGAUUUAUGAAUAUACCGCAUUUGUCAUCAUAAUACAAUUUAUUUUAAAUUUACUAAUCGAUUGUACUUCGAACGAUAUUAAUUCCAAAAUGACAAUGAUUGCGCAGGUUUAAUGGAUGAAUUUUCAUUGAGUAUCUAUAUUAGUUUACAAAUAUUCACAGAUAUUCAUUUGGAGUAUUGUGAAGAUUUUUGUUAA
This is a messenger RNA of Schistosoma rodhaini, 794 nucleotides long. Lineage: Eukaryota; Metazoa; Platyhelminthes; Trematoda; Strigeidida; Schistosomatidae. The record is from the annotation of a GenBank genome assembly.